This is a messenger RNA of Bufo bufo (common toad), 2656 nucleotides long. RefSeq names its product stimulated by retinoic acid gene 6 protein-like. NCBI's taxonomy places the organism in Eukaryota, Metazoa, Chordata, Amphibia, Anura, Bufonidae. Gene Ontology annotation, biological process: vitamin A import into cell. Gene Ontology annotation, cellular component: plasma membrane. The transcript is spliced from 18 exons. Gene Ontology annotation, molecular function: retinol transmembrane transporter activity; signaling receptor activity. The record is from RefSeq and is a predicted model, not a curated record. The coding region runs from base 243 to 1946 and encodes 567 amino acids.
GGCUUAGUAAAUGUUUGACAGUAUGUUUACUUAAUUAUUACGAUAUCACCAAGAGCAGCAAGGAAGAAGUCAGAGACAUGGAUACCUUGCUCCAGUAAGUCACCGGAUAGUUACUCAGCAUGUGUAGUUUGGUUAAUUUUUUUGAUUGAAGAUUGCUUUGUACAAGAUCUAUAGACAUACACUUUUAUUUUUAGCCUGCUGAAUGUUACUAAGAACAAGUUUUGCCUUGGCAUACUAACAUCAUGCAGUUAAGAACAACCAAUGGCACCUGUAAAAGUCUGAUAGAUAUGGAUUUGUUUCUGCACUAUUCCCUCAUUCCCUCGGUUCUCAUAAUUCUAGCUCUUUCCUUUCUUGAGAGACGCAUCAAGAGGACAGCAUUUGAUGAUACGAUCCAACUUCUUGAUAGAAGAUUUGGAUUUGUCAUACCUUUAGAUCUCAUAGGAACCUUUACCAACAGAUGGACAUUUGGCUUUGCAUUUGGAGCAAUGACUAAUAAGGUCAUGUCACUUUUUUCUGAAGAAUAUUUGCCACCUGGAGUUCCAUCAUGGGCAAGAGCAUUUGGACUUUUAAUUGGAGCAAUUGAAGUUGGCCUAUCCUAUUAUCCUAUAUUUGCCUGUCUCACUACAGAAAACAAAAUCAUAGGAUCUGUUAUAGGUUUCCUAUACACUCUGACUUGGUUUAUAGUAACAAUGAUUGAUAUUGCAUUGUGCCCACAUGGAGAUGUCAUUGGAUUUUUUGAAAAAGUUAUUUUUGAAUGGCCAUCACUUUUGUGUUUAGUCUUUCUGAUGGGGCGUUUUGUUCAUAUAUUUAUCAAAUAUAUCAGAAUUUACUUGGGAGCAGACAUUCGAACUGAUGAAAAUUCUUUCCUACCAAUUCAUCAAGCCGAGCAUGUCAAGAGACUCUUUCGAAAACCUAUAGUAAAACAGAAAAGCUGGUUUGAAAGGAAGAUAUAUACAUGGGACCCUUGUUUUAAAUUCCCCAGCAGGAUGAUUGGCACCACCGUCCUGUCACUGUUCUGCCUGUAUAUUUUUGUUUCUGUAGAAUACAGUGGUUACAGCAAAAUUGCAGGUUUGCUAAAAUGUUUGGAAGAACAAAUGGAACAGGUAGCGCCAGAUGUAGCGCCUUCAUGGGAAGCAUACAAUCAAUCAGUUGUUUCAAUGAAGGAGUUCAACGAAGCAUUAAAGGGUGUUUGGUUUUUCACUACUUUCCUGGCAAGUGCAGUCACGUUAUCCUACAUUUUUCACAUAUUAGUCUGCUAUAGAAAACACAUGAAGAGACUUUGGGUUGGAGAGAGAGGUUUUCUGCCUAUAAAAUUCAAAACUCCUUCAUCCACUGAGAGUGUGGCUGCCAUAGCAAGAUACUCCGGCUGGCAAGUUGCACAUAUUUUAUGGGGCUACUUUAUAAUGCACAUAGUACAAUGCUUGUUUGGCCUGGUUUUUGUGUAUGCUGUUGUGUUUCCGAUAAAACAUGGCCAAUUAGAAGUUCUGAAAGGCUUAGGAAUUUCUGUGCUCACAAUUGCAGUUGUUAUUUCACUAAUGAUAUUGCAAGUCUUGUUCGCCAGUAAAUUCUUUCUGCAGAAGAAAAUAUCUCCCACGGAUAAGCAGAAACCGUUAGCUCUAAAUAACAGGAAGGCUUUUCAUAAUUUUAAUUACUUUUUCUUCUUCUACAAUGUGAUUCUUGGCUUGGGAGCCUGUCUGUCCCGCCUUUUUUCUGCCCUGAUUUUGGGAAGUUGGUUAAUUGCGAGGAUUGAUAGGACACUAUUACAACGUGGAUAUGAGUCAGCAGACAUGGGCUACAAAACAUGGAUUGGAAUGAUAUAUGUGGACCACUAUCACACUAACCCAGUACUUGUGAGUUUUUGUAAUAUUCUACUGACAGUGACAGCUGAAAAAAGACUAAAGGAGUCUCCUGUAUAUUACGGGUUUAAUAAUUCAGGAGUGGUGUGAUGAGCGCUAAGGGUAUGUUGACAUGAAAGAUUUUUGCGCACUGAAAUCCACACCGAAUCUGCACAAUUCUGAAACCACCUCACAUUGUUUUCAAUGGAAGGCCGCGCUGCAGUUCAUAUGGUCGAGGACUUUUCACGUGAGCUUUUAAAGACCACACCAAGAAUGUACAUGUCCAUUCUUUGCACUGUUAUUGUGCGGACCCCUCAGAAAGCCACAGCGGGAGCCAUUCAGUGGAGCUAAACAAAGAGUGGGACCACAGCAGUCAAAAUGUGGGGUAUGCUUCAGAUUUUGACACAGUUAAAAUCUGUUGUAUACUAAAUCUCUAUUCUGUCUAGGGUCAUAAUGUAAAUUUUAGACAUUUGCAUAUAAGACAACAUUUGCAUAUUUCUUAAAAUACCAAUACUUGAGCAUAUCUUCUUAGAACUCUACAUAGUCUGAUUCCUCUGUUAUUCCACCUAAGAAUGUAUGAUUAUAUUUACAGCUGCUUAUUGCUAUUCCUUUUUGUCAACAAAGUCCCUACACAAUGUGAUACUGUCUGUGCUGACAACAUCAGGGGAUUAGGGCCACACCAUUUCACGAAAAGAAUGAGAACACCCGUUGUCAGUUUAUACGUACAUUUGCAGCAGUAACAAAAGAGGAAUGGCACUAUUUACAGUUAUAAUAAAAUGAUUAUCUAUUACUAUUAUUGUUUUAUGGAAAAUGCAAGUAUU